Amphiprion ocellaris (clown anemonefish) is the source of this 7486-nucleotide messenger RNA. RefSeq names its product sterile alpha motif domain-containing protein 9. Bases 153 to 4796 code for a protein of 1547 amino acids. NCBI's taxonomy places the organism in Eukaryota, Metazoa, Chordata, Actinopteri, Pomacentridae. Gene Ontology annotation, molecular function: protein binding. Gene Ontology annotation, cellular component: cytoplasm. The transcript is spliced from 4 exons. The record is from RefSeq and is a predicted model, not a curated record.
GCACGAAGGAGGGGCUUUACCUUCACAGGAUAUUUCCAGGAAACGGACGUCUGCACAUUUAAGUUUCUGUUUGGAAUAACUUCACAUAUCUUCCGCUAGAGAUGGUCAUCAGCAAGAAUCCAGCCUGAAGAAGCAUCUGGAGUUGAUCCAAAAUGAGCCAGUCAACCACAAAGCUACCAGUGGACAAGUGGACCACAGAAGAUGUCCACCAGUGGCUCAUGACAAAUGUCAAAGUUCAUCAGAGUUGUGCUGACAGGUUCUCUGAAGAGGACAUCUCAGGAGAGAGUUUGCUUCUUUUUGAAAAGAAAGAUAUUUUAGACUUGGGAUUGAAACAUGGUCCUGCUGUGAAAAUCACAUCGUUUAUAGAAAAUCUGAAAGCAGGAUCCAAGCAUCAGUCACAGCUGCCAGUAUAUGUGGAGAAAUGGACGAAGGAGCAGGUGAACCAGUGGCUGAUGCAGCAUGUGAAGGUGUACAGCAAAUAUGCAGCACGACUCCUAGAGGAGGACGUGUCUGGAGAUUGCCUUGUUUGCUUCAGGAAGCAGGACCUUCUGGAUGUAGAUGUGAAAAGUGGUCCUGCGGUAAAGAUUCUGGCAGAGCUCCGCCAGCUGAACAAGAAACCAGAGCCAACGCUGCAACCCAUCCUUCACACCAGCAACCCGACAGACCCUACAAAACCCACUCACUCUGAACUGAGUGGGACUCAGGCAACAGAAAUCCAACAACCAGAGUCAUCUGACAAAACUGAACCAAAGAGUUAUGAAGUGAUGGAAAAGGAACCCAAACAGACUCAGCUGCUACCUGGUAAAGCUUCAGAAGAGGAGGAAAUUCAACAGCCAAAGCCACAGAAUGUGGAGGCCAAGAAAAAAGAAACUGCUGCGACCACAGCUGUACCAGAGACAUCCAAGACAGUUACUGUGGAGAUCCAGAAAACCCUCGAGAACCUUUCAAAAGUCGAACUGAAAGAAUUUCAUUUCAAGUUAGAAAACACGACAUCCAAGCAGAAACGUAUUCCUCGGGGUAAACUGGAGCGCAACGACUCCAUGGACACUGCUAGGUUACUGACUGCUCACUAUGGACACAUGGAGGCGCUACAGGUCACAAUACAAACCCUCAGAAACAUCAAUCAGAAUAAUCUUGCCCUUGAGCUUGAAAGGGACACAGAUCAACUGAAGCAGCAGUGUCCUCCAACAAAAGGUGGAAAGAAAGAAGCCAACCAGGGAGACAAACUGAAGGCUUUGUUAACUUGUGGUGGAAACUCACUUGACAACUAUGACAGAUUUGUUGUUGUUGUAAACAAGAGCAGUCCAGAACAAGUGCAGUAUCUGCAAUUUCUGAGUAAGCUGAAAUUGUUCUCUGUGUUAGACUUGGAUCCAAACUCUGCUGCUUCAGGUGGACUGUGCCAUUCAUACAGAGAGUCCAGGGUGGCUAAUCUGCAUACAGCAACACAGUUUCAAGGACAGACUGAGUCAGUGAUAAAGAGUCUCAACCUCUACAAACAGACCAGCUGGGUCUUCUGUAAUGGUCGACAGGACCUGGACAGCGACUCCAACAAGGAGCUGGAUUAUAAAAACUGGCUGAGGAAGUGUCUCAGAGAUAUAGAACAGCUGGUUUCAUUCAUCUGCAACCCUGAAGUUCUUCUCCGUGGAAGAUGUCUCAUCAUAUUCCUUCUGCUUUCACCAGUGGACAUUGACAAAGACCCGAUGUUUGACAUCUACAGGUGUUUCAUAAUGAACACUGUGGAGGAAAACAUCAUCACUAUCUGUGAGUCUCACAGCACAUAUCUGAAAUGGAGGGAACUCAUACUAGAAAAGUGUGACUUUGACAUUGAGCAUCUGUCCAUAAAUGAACUAACCCUGAGCGAGAUCAACGGUACCAUCAUGGGGCUGGGACCAUUAAAUCAGACAUCUGGAAGGCUGCUUCCGUCCUCUGGAUCCAGUGCUGUGGUCCUCAAACAGAAGGAUGAAGAUCUACUGACAGCUCUCGAUGUGUUGUGUCUGAAUCAAUGUGAAAACAUUUACGAUGAAAACAGUUCAGAGUUUCAUGAAUUCCGGAUCAAAGUUGAAGAGCAAUUCUAUAGAGGAGGUAAAGUCAAGUGGUGGAACUUCUACUUCGGUGACAAGGACAAAGAGAAGCCGUUUAUCAAGAGGGACAAGUAUGAAAAUGUGAGGAAGAUGAUCAGAUCUCAGGGGAGAGAUUCAAACAACAUCUGUGUUCUGCUGAACCUGUUUCAUGAUCCGGGUUGUGGUGGUACCACCUUAGCCAUGCAUGUGAUGUGGGACCUCCGCCGAGAGUUCAGAUGUACUGUGCUGAAAGACAACAAUCUGCCCAAAACAGAAGUUGCCAUCCAAGUCCUUAAACUGAUGAAACUUGAAAGUGACAAACCAUCUCCAGUUCUGCUGUUGGUUGAUGACUCGAAGGAAACAGAGAAUCCUAAUGAUCUUGUGAACAACAUACGUAUAGCUGCAAUGGAGGACAGCUUAAACAUAAAUGUGGAUGACACACCAAACUGCAAAGUCAUCAUCCUGAACUGUGUUCGCUCCCACAGUCCAAAGGAACAAUACAAACAGCACAACCAUUUGCAAAAUCAGUACAUCACUGCUUCACUGACACCAGAAGAACAGAGAGAGUUUGAAAAGAAACUGAAAGAGCUCAAAGAAACUCAUGAAAAACCGGAAAACUUUUACAGCUUCAUGAUCAUGAAGAGUAACUUUGAUGACAAAUACAUCAAUGAUCUUGCUCAUAACACACUGGAGAAAUUUGAUCGCAGCACAAAGGAGGCCAAACUGUUUGCCUUUCUAGCUCUACUGAACACAUAUGUGGCAGAAUCAGAAAUUGCCCUCUCUCUUUGUGAGGAUUUUUUUGGGAUGAAAAUGAUCCGGUUGGAAGAGGAGAGUGUUCUGGACAGAAUGAAGCCAUACUCCAACCUUCUCAUCAUAGACACAGUGGAAGAAUGGGGUGGAUACAAAGGAAUCCGAAUCCUUCAUCACACCAUAGCAUCAGCUUGUCUGGACGAGUUGGAGAGAAGUUUCUCCCUAAAAGUGAGUGAUAUUUGCAUGGAGAUGCUGCAGUAUGAUCUGUUCUUCAGUGACAGAGUUGUUAAACACAAACUGAUGCUCUCAAUUCAGAGAAUGUUGAUUGAAAGACAACGAAAGAAAGAUGGAGAUGACAGAGAACCAUUUUCUCCUCUCAUUGAGAAGAUCCACAGCCAGCAGGGAAGACAAACCGUCCAAGAAAUCUUUGUGACAGCAUCCACUAGAUUUGAAACAAGUGCAUCCAUUCCUCAGGCACUGGCGAGAUAUUUGUACAUCAAUGAGCGAGACUUCCCAGAAGCUCUGAAGUGGGCGGAAAAAGCCAAGAACAUUAAAGAAAACCCAUACACGUUUGACACAAUUGGACAAGUGCAUAAAAGCAAUCUGAAGUCCAACAUAGACAGAGAAAAGCAGGAGAAAUCACACAAUCCAGAAGACCUGAACAAAAACAUGAAAAUAGCCACUAAUGCUAUGAAAGCUUUCCAAAGGGCUCAGGAACUAGCAGACAUUGCUGAAGAACCUCAAGGUGAUGACGACGACGACAACGACAACUCAGAGGACUAUCCCAGGAAGUCAUACAACAUUUAUGGUCACGUCAACAUGCUGGAAAUGGCUUUCUUGGUCUUUGAGAUACUGAGGAGGUUGCCUUUCUUUGAGGAACGCAAUCCCAUGAAGAAAAUGUACUUGCAGAGUUUCCUUAGAGGAACACUUAACAUCACCAGUGUGCACAAAGAGGACAAUGAGAUCAACAACAGAUACGUGGAGGUCAUCAAAGAACACGAGCAGUUUCUUGUCAAGCUGAAAACUGAAGCCAAAGAAAAUUUUGAACUCCUCGAUCGUUACUUUGCCUACACAAAAGGGAACUCAGAAUUUGACACAGUGAAUCACAGAAAAGUCAGUGAUCUGUUUAAGAAGUAUGUGGAUCUUUUCUGCACCACACCAGAGGACUUAAAAAAGGAACAAGAAAACAAAUCCCACCUCAGUUCGAAAAUAGAUAUCGAAGAACGUAAAUUGUUUCUUGAGAAGAACCAAGCAGAUACAUUCUCAGGAAUACUUCAGCAUUUGGAUAAACCUGCUGAAGAGAUGGAGAGGAUCACAGAGUGCUACGCAUUCUUACAGCAAACCAUUGUCCAUCCAAAGCAAAACAUACAAGUGAAAAUUAACUACAUUCUGUCCAGCAUUGUUCUUUACCACCUUAAACCAAAAUCCAAACAUGUGAAGAGUACCAGAUACAUCUCUGAACUCCUGAAUGACAUUCUGCAGCGUGUUGGCCUGUGGCACUCCGUCCCCGAUCCAUACUACCUGGCUCUGCUGUUGUUCUGGCCAAGUCCAACUGAGCAGAACACAGAAAUUGGUAAAUAUGUCACUGCGAUUCGAAAGUCCUCCCAGAAGCAUCUGUCCAAGUUCUUUCACAGGAGAAGCACGAUUGCCUACUUAUACUUAGGAAAAGAACAAGGACUCAGGAGGCUUGUCUCAAAAUCCAAACUAGACAGGAGUUUUCUGCCUAAAAUAUCUCGUGAUGCGUUGGCACAGCUGUGGUGGAACGGAGACAUAUUCAAGGAGGAAGCCAUCAUCAGUUGCCUCCUCCGAGUCAGUGGAACCAUCGAACAGGGGGAGGUGUACGCCAACUAUGGAACACUGAAAAUCCCAGUGCGUCCAGCUCGCCUCAGUGGAAUCAGAAGUGGUUUCAGCACAGAAAAAGUCUCCUUCUUCCUUGGAUUUGCCAUUAAUGGACCACUCGCAUAUGAUAUUAAAUAUGAAAACUAGAGAGGAGACAUGUGGUGGAACCAGAGAGACAAGAAAAAGAACUGAAACAAGGCAGACAGCUGAAGAAUGACUCUAAAUAAACCUGAAAACCGUGAUGUAAAUUAGCAUGUGUAGUCAGUGAAACUAGAAGGGUAGAUGAUGAUACUACAGUUGUUCCUGGUUCUAUGUUUGGUUUAUAUUUGUGUGGUAAUGUAUUCUGCUAAAUGAUUUCUAUACACUUUGUGGAGAGAUCAGAUGAGAGAUUUAACGCUAACAGCAGGACAGAAGCUCUGAAAAAGCUUCUUAAUGCAGAAAUAUCUUGUGAGAAACAAAUUAAAUGAAAUUACUGCUUUUCCACGAAAGAAUACCUGAAUAAUGAUGAGAAGAGGUGGCAGUAAUGGACUCAUUUUUUGUUUUGUAGAAAAAUGACAUUUUAGAUGUUUUCUGAACUCUAAACAAUAUGUUUAUGACCCUUAACAUAUGUGAUGUUUUUGUGCAGAUUUUAGGUUGUAACAAGUCUUUAAAUUUCAGGUGUUUCGAUUUUGGCCAGUUCUCAGGUUAUAAAUUAAAUUUAAAUAAAUCUGAACUUUUUCCUGUCAGUAAGGGGACGCCGGUAUCUGACUAUUCCAACUUCCCUUUUAGGAUUGUGGAAAACAAAUUCACUUACCUUAGUAUUACAGUCACGAAAAAGCACAAGUGCCUUUUCAAAGAAAACUUUCUUAAUCUACUAAACCACACAAAACGGUGCCUGACACAGUGGUCACCCCUUUCUACAUCCCUGGUUGGCCGAAUUAACUCUAUCAAAAUGAAUAUUCUCCCUAAAUUUCUGUACAUUUUCCAAUCAAUACCGACCUUCAUUCCUAAAUCAUUUUUUGACACAUUAGAUUCUGUUAUAUCAUCUUAUAUAUGGAAGGGCAAGCGCCCUCAGCUAAAUAAGGUCCAUCUCCAGAAACCUAGAGGAGAGGGGGGCAUGGCGCUGCCCAAUUUUCGUUUUUAUUAUUGGGCAGCCAAUAUCCGCUGUCUUACUUUUUGGUCAUAUUUUCAUAAUCGAUCUGACUGCCCUUCAUGGGUGACAAUGGAGUUGGGUUCUGCUAAAAACUUUUCUAUUGUAGCACUUCUCGGAUCGCCGUCCCCUCUCCCACCAAAUAAAUUCAUAGACAAUCCAGUUGUCUGGCACACGUUGAGAGUGUGGGCUCAGUUCAGGAGACACUUUGGCUUCCUUGAUUUUUGCCUCUCGAGUCCCAUUCUCGCCAACCAUCUUUUUCAACCCUCACUACUGGACCCAACAUUUCAGGAAUGGCGGAGGGUGGGUAUUGAGCGCUUCAGAGAUCUCUUCACGGAUACCGGUUUUGUAUCGUUUGAGAAUCUGGCUAGAGAGUUUAGUCUCCCAAAGUCUCAUUUUUAUAGGUUAUUUACAAAUAAGACACUUCCUCGACUGUCAGAUACCAAACUUCCCUCAGACACCUGAUGUGAACAUUGUUGAGGCACUUCUUAAUUUACAACCAUCACACAAGGGUUUAGUCUCCAUUAUUUACAAUAAACUGCUCGGCAUAAGGCAGGCCCCACUCAGCACCAUUAAAACUGCAUGGGAGCAGGAUCUGAAUCUAACCUUGUCUGAGGGCAUGUGGGACACCAUUUUUAAGUUGGUUAACUCAACUUCUCUUUGCGCCCGAAACUGCUUGUUGCAAUUCAAAGUUGUACACAGGACCCAUAUAUCCAAAUCAAAAUUGGCUCAUUAUUACCCAGAUGUAGAUCCCUGCUGCGACAAAUGUAAGCAAGAGGAGGCUUCACUUAUUCACAUGUUUUGGAGUUGUCCUAGCUUGCAGAAAUACUGGAGGAAAGUCUUCCAAACUCUAUCCGUAAUUGUCAGCUUGGACUUGGAACCCAACCCUCUGAUUGCUCUUUUUGGCACCGCAGAUGAUAUCGAUGUGCGCCUGACCCCUGCUAAAUGCCGAACUCUGUCUUUUGCCUCUCUCCUGGCCAGACAUGCAAUUUUGCUGAGGUGGAGGGAUGCUGCCCCGCCCACUCACGCUCAGUGGUUGAGAGAUGUUAUGUCUUGCUUAAACCUUGAAAAAAUACAUUACUCAAUUUGUAACUCCAAAGAAAAGUUUCAGAAAGUGUGGGGACCUUUUCUGGAAUACUUCCAUAACCUUCAAACUAGCUAGAGAUUGGACCCCUCACUCACACUUUGUUCCUUGUUGUUACGUCAGCAAUAACAAGUGAAAAGAUCAGUCCUCUCUUUGAUGCCUCCUUUUGGUCAAUGUGUGGGUUCAUAACUUAUACAUAUAUUUAUUUCUUUACUUUAUUUCACUUUAUUUAUUUACUAUUAUUAUUAUUUUAUUUAUUUCUUACCUUCUUAGAUUGGAACCUGACAUCCAGCUGUUACUUGUAUCUCUCCAGGAAUUAUGUACAGUUGAUCUAUUUGUCCUGUUGAUUAUUCUAUGUAAAAGUCUGGCUUGGAAAUGAUGGGUGGGUUGGGUGGGUUAGAUAAGGUUGUUUUUUUUUCUGUUUUUUUUGUUGUUGUUGUUGUUUUGUUUUGUUUUGUUUUGUUCUGUGUUGUGUUUUUACUGUCUCCUUACUGUGCAUGGACAGACAGGACUAUCUUUCUUGUCUUGAGUUGACUGUGUAUUUUAUAAAUUUCCUGUCACUACCAUACAUCUGUACCAUAUAUUUGUGGAAAAAUUCAAUAAAAAUAUCUUUGAGGAAAAAAA